AUGGCUUGAGAUCUUGACAUGAAAAUUUAAAUCCUGCUGGAAAUUGUGACAUUUAACAGACAUAUAGCACGGAAUACUUAUACUUAUUGGUUUAAAAUGGCUUCAAAGCACACAAAGUCCUUCAAAGACUCAAUGUCAAUGGCAUCUGAUUUGAUACAUGACUUUGUCUGCUCUCCGUGUCAAGAAGACAAGCUGAAUACUGAGGCCAAGUAUUUCUGUGGGGACUGCUCAAAAUACUAUUGUGACAAGUGCCUGACUUUUCACUCCAAAAUCCACAAACAGCACACUGUGUUGGGCCGUAAGGAUGUGGACAAGUGGCUGGGGCAGGGCGACGCCCUCAUUUCAUGUGACCUUCACCCACAAGAGGUCAUUAAACUUCUAUGUGAGGAUCAUGCUGAGAUGUGCUGCCACCUCUGUGUGUCCUUGAAUCACAGUGACCUUCACCCACAAGAGGCCAUUAAACUUCUAUGUGAGGAUCAUGCUGAGAUGUGCUGCCACCUCUGUGUGUCCUUGAAUCACAGGAUGUGCAGAAGCAUUAGCUUGAUCUCAGACCUGGCUAAGGGUAUAUACAAGAAGGCCGAUUACAUGCAGCUACCAUGCAAGGUUGCUAAGGUAACAACUAGUCUUAACCAGGUCAAAGAGGUCAGAAAGAAGAACCAAGGCUCCUUGAAGACAUCUUGCAAGUCAAUGCUAACAAAGAUCACAGACCUAAGGAAGUCACUGAACCAGCUGCUAGAUGAGCUGGAAAAGAAGACAGUGGACCAGAUGGACAGUGUCCUGGCCGACCUGGAUAACACACUACAGAAGGACAUUGAUUCCUGCACAAGCAUUCAUGACCGGCUCAAGGCCUUGCUGGACACCAUCCAAGCCCAGGGCAAGGACGAUGAGUCAAGCUCCUACAUUGGCUUCAGGAAGUGUGAAGAGAAGAUGGCAGAAGCCAACAACCUGCACCAGGAGAUGUCCACAAAACCUGAACUGACUGUCACUUUCCAGUCAGAUACCAGGGUUACACAACUGCUGUGUGAUAUAAAAACAUUAGGCAAGAUCCUGGGGAAUCCCGAAACACCGACUGGCCAUCAACUGUCUGGACAGUUUAGGCCAUUGUCUGAUAGAUCAAGGGUUAUCACAGUUAAAAACAAAUCUACCUUCAAUGUGGACAUCAAACAAGAUACAGAUAUCUGUAAUAUUAUGGGUAUAACAGAACUUCCAUCAGGAGAGGUUAUUCUUGUAGAUAACAGCAAUAGCAGAGUGAAGGUAUUGAACAGGGAGUAUAAGGUAAUAGCCCAGUGUGAUGUUCCUCCAAAGCCCAAGGACAUCUGUCAAGUGACUGGAAAUCAGGUGGCUGUAGCAGUAAACCGUGUUGGUCCUGUCAGGCAUGAGGUCCACUUUCUCACUGUGUCAGCUGGCACAAUCAAGAUGACCAGGAUGUUCUCAGUUGACCAUGACUGUUCGUCCAUCAGGUACCAUGGGGACCAGCUGUAUGUGGGCUCCAAGACAAGCAUACACCUCUGCACCGCAGAUGGCAAGCAAGUCAAGAAAAUGUAUGAAAACACAUCAGGAGGGCAGACAGUGGCUCAUUUUGCUUUAAACCAAGAUGGCAAGAGGAUAUACAUCUGUAACUGGACCAAUAAAAAAAUCAUUACAAUUGACAUCAAUGGCAGCAUUCUAGCCACACUGCAGGAUCCAGACAUUGGAGGGCCAUGUGGUGUACAUGCGAGCGAGGUUGGACAUGUGUUUGUGUGUUCAUGGCGUUCCAACACAGUGGUGCAGAUUGACCAGGAAGGCAGGAAGAAGCUGGCCACACUGGUCGGGAGGAGAGAUGGAAUCAACUAUCCAAGGGCAGUUUGGUACAGCACCCACACUGGCAGACUGAUUGUCGGUGGAUUACAAGAUGACAUUCUGGUGAUGGAACUCCAGUAA
Messenger RNA from Mya arenaria, 1920 nucleotides. RefSeq lists its product as uncharacterized. Gene Ontology annotation, molecular function: ubiquitin-protein transferase activity; zinc ion binding. Bases 97 to 1920 code for a protein of 607 amino acids. The transcript is spliced from 3 exons. NCBI's taxonomy places the organism in Eukaryota, Metazoa, Mollusca, Bivalvia, Myida, Myidae. The record is from RefSeq and is a predicted model, not a curated record. Gene Ontology annotation, biological process: positive regulation of DNA-templated transcription. Gene Ontology annotation, cellular component: nucleoplasm; chromatin.